CCGUCAGCCGGGAGGCGCGAGCGCCUCCUUCCGCGCGGGGCCGCUGGGGGCUCCGCGGCUGCACCAUGGAGCGCCUGCUCCCGUGGCUGGGCGCCGCCGUCCUGCUCCUCCCCUUACUGCUCGUCCCUUUGGCUCUCCUAGCGAGGCGCCGCCGCGGCCGGCAGACACCUCCCCUCAGCCUCCUGGUGGUGGCCGGCUCCGGUGGGCAUACAACAGAAGUCCUGAGGUUACUUAGUUGUUUGUCAGAGUCAUAUUCUCCUAGACAUUAUAUUCUCGCAGACUCAGAUAAGAUGAGUGAAGCUAAAAUACGUUCCUUUGAACAAAAAAGAGCUGAAAUUUUCUCCAAUUCCCAGUUCACCCUUGAUCGCAUUCCCAGAAGCCGUGAGGUUAGACAGUCUUGGACCUCCUCCAUGGUAACAACUCUGUACUCCAUACUUUAUUCCCUUCCUUUGACCUACAAACUGAAACCAGAUUUGAUAUUGUGCAAUGGACCAGGAACAUGUGUUCCUGUCUGUAUAUCCGCUCUACUUCUUGGGCUUCUAGGAUUAAAGAGAGCAAUCAUUGUGUACGUAGAGAGCAUCUGCCGCGUGGAAACUUUAUCCCUCUCUGGAAAGAUUCUUUACUACUUUUCGGAUCACUUCAUUGUUCAAUGGCCUGCUCUAAAGGAAAAAUAUCCCAAGUCAGUAUAUCUUGGUCGGAUAGUGUAACAACAGAAGACAUGUGUUACCUAAAAUAAACUCAGAAAGCUCCUCACUUUUUUAACAUAUUUUAAUGUUAAAAUAAAUUGUAAUUAAAAUUGUAAUUAAAAACAAUAUUUUAACAUAAUUUAUUUUCAAAAUUCUUGUUAAGAAAUUAGGCUGGUAUUGGAAAAGCAGACAAUAAUAAAGAUAUCUUUACAUUAAA
Molecule: messenger RNA, 903 nt
Organism: Rhea pennata
Lineage: Eukaryota; Metazoa; Chordata; Aves; Rheiformes; Rheidae
Gene: ALG14
Product: ALG14 UDP-N-acetylglucosaminyltransferase subunit
Exons: 4
Coding region: 66-707 (213 amino acids)
Biological process (GO): dolichol-linked oligosaccharide biosynthetic process
Cellular component (GO): UDP-N-acetylglucosamine transferase complex
Molecular function (GO): N-acetylglucosaminyldiphosphodolichol N-acetylglucosaminyltransferase activity
Source: RefSeq, a predicted model, not a curated record